CAUAGGUGUAUAAUUUUUAGAAAAAAAAAUUAAUACAGUGAUACUCAUUUUUCAUUUACGAUGACAUGACUCAAAGCUUCUAAUUUAUUGAUCGGAAAGGAAGCAUACUUAAAGGUGUGUGAUUGUGAAAACAAAACAUAAAGUUGACGCUCUCUAACUGCGGAUAGGGUUUGUUUUGAGAAGCGACAACUAAACGUUUCUUACCAACCAGAGAAAGUUACAAACAAGUGAUGCAAAAAUAAUCCUAAAACUCAAUUAAAACCCACACAUCCCUCUCUCUGUUAAAUCUCUUCUUCUCCAUAACAGAGUAACAGCAACCCCCUCUCUCUCUCUCUCUCUCACCGUAACCUAGGAAAAUACAAAUACCAACCCACUAAUGGAGAGGUCAUCCGUAAUCCAAGAAUCCCAAAACCCCUCACUAAUCCCUUCCCCAAACAGCUCGAGCAGCAGCACUUCCACCACCACCAAUGGCCUCCGCCACUCCCCUUCCUCCAUUCCCAUCACAAGAUCCGACCCCAACAACCCCUACCCGACCACCUUCGUCCAGGCCGACACCUCCUCCUUCAAGCAGGUCGUCCAAAUGCUCACCGGCUCCACCGACGCCGCCGCCCCCGCCCGCCCCGAACCCUUCAGAAGCCCGAUUCCGCCCAUCAAGAGGAAGGACAAAUCCUCCUCCAAGCUCUACGAGCGCCGGAACAGCCUCAAGAAUUUCAAGAUCAGCCCUCUCGCUCCCGGCUUGGUCAACACCAGGCCGGCUUUCUUAGCCGGGUCGCCCCGCCCCGGAACACCCGAAGUUCUCUCCCCAAGUAUUCUUGAUUUCCCCUCGCUGGUGCUCAGCCCCGUCACGCCUCUCAUACCCGACCCGUUUAAUCGCGCCACCAAUUCCAAGAGCAACUUGAACACCCUGGCGGAGGACAAGGCGAUUAAAGAAAAAGGCUUUUAUUUCCACCCCUCGCCGGCGAAUACUCCGCGGGAUUCGGAGCCCCGCCUUUUACCGUUGUUUCCGGUCACCUCACCUAGACUAGCCGGUUCAUCCGCUGCUGCUGCUGCUGCUGAUUCCUGAGUGAGUUCUUUUUUCUUUUCUUUUUGUCGGGUUAAUUUAAAUCGAUUUUCAUUUUGGUAGUUGUGUUUUAAUAUAUGAUGUACCAUUCUGAUGUUGUAUAAUCACAUAGAUAUGAUUUGGGAUGGGUGAGGCAACUCAUGUUGUUUAUGCCAUUAGUCUUUUGUAAUUGGAAAUUUGGAUAGGAAGGAUAUGAGUGAAACAACCCCCUUCUUCAUUUCAA
This is a messenger RNA of Salvia miltiorrhiza (redroot sage), 1283 nucleotides long. Its product is annotated as VQ motif-containing protein 4. Bases 377 to 1063 code for a protein of 228 amino acids. The record is from RefSeq and is a predicted model, not a curated record. Lineage: Eukaryota; Viridiplantae; Streptophyta; Magnoliopsida; Lamiales; Lamiaceae. The transcript has a single exon.